Messenger RNA from Rhinopithecus roxellana (golden snub-nosed monkey), 1345 nucleotides. It is a transcript of the gene SMIM32, whose product is annotated as small integral membrane protein 32. The coding region runs from base 932 to 1243 and encodes 103 amino acids. The record is from RefSeq and is a predicted model, not a curated record. The transcript has a single exon. Lineage: Eukaryota; Metazoa; Chordata; Mammalia; Primates; Cercopithecidae.
CUUUGUCUCUGAGUUGGUUUGCUUACCUCAACGGUUUGUCCCUGUUUGGCGUGUGGCUCUGUUCAUAGGUCUGUAACUGUGUCUUUGCCCGUCAGUCUUCCUGUGACCCUGUGCUUUUCUCUCUUUCUCUCUGUCCCUGUUUCUGUCCCUCUGUCCAUGAGUGAUGUGAGGCCAGGCCGAGGGCAGUCGCAGCCGCGUCCUCUCUUGCCUUCAUUGGUUCGCAGCCGUUACCCCGGGCAGCCGUCGCCAGUCCCGCCCCUCCCCUGCACCCCCGCCCGGGACCAGAGCACGCUCAGAGCCGCCAGAAAGCUCAGUCUCCUGCUCAAAACAGGAGUGCAGCAGCCGGAGCGAGUGGGGACAAGCUCGCCGAACACCGGGCGUCUCGAUAGGGACCCGAGGCUGCAGGACUGCUCCGAGACGCUGCGGUGACGGCGGCGCCGGAGGACGCGGAGGACUCUGGCCACCCGCCCUCUGUGCGCUCUGCCACCAGCGCUCAGCAGAGACCCCGGGCUGCGGCUGCACUCCCUGAGUGCCUCUCCCAGCAGCCGCAGCCCAGAGGUGCCCGGCACCUGGAGCUCACUGGAGCUGAGGGUCCGAGCUGAGCGGGCUGUUGUAAAGCCAAAAGAAGAGUCAGUGACUGGGACCUGUGUCCUGGUGGCGACGGUGAGAAAGGUGAGCCCGAGGGGCGCGGCACAGAACUGUCCAGCUCCGAGCACUGGGGUCCGCCGGCCGGCAGUGAAGGCAGCUGAGCGCAGAGGCGAGUGAGCGGACGCGUCCUGGGGUCUUUGCAGUCCCCGCUGGCUCCAAGGCACCGACUCUCGGUCAGUUGUGCGGCAGGGCGGGAGAGGCGCGCCAUGGAGGCGCCGGGUCUCGCCAGUAUGCUCCAGGCCAAGUGAAGCGGUCCGGCUGGGGUCGGCGGGACCCGCGGGCCAUGUACGGCGACAUAUUCAACGCCACGGGCGGCCCCGAGGCGGCGGUAGACAGCGCGCUGGCCCCAGGAGCCACGGUCAAGGCAGAAGGCGCUUUGCCGCUGGAGCUGGCCACUGCGCGCGGUAUGCGGGACGGUGCGGCCACAAAGCCCGACCUGCCCACCUACCUGCUGCUCUUCUUCCUGCUGCUGCUCUCGGUGGCGCUCGUCGUCCUCUUCAUCGGUUGCCAGCUGCGCCAUUCGGCCUUCGCCGCGCUGCCCCACGACCGCUCGCUGCGCGACGCCCGCGCGCCCUGGAAGACGCGGCCGGUGUAGUGUGGGACUGAGACACGGCCGCCGGGCGCCCCGUCCCGACCUAGCCAAGAGCAGCCAGCUUAAGCCUGAUAGAGAGGGCAUGACGCCGGGGAUCGCUGGCCC